AUGCGUUCAGGUAUUAGACAUGUCAGGGAUACGAAAACUGUUUCCUGUCUUGAAAUUUAUUGGGAACUCGGCUGUCGUGCUUCAAGGGUAGACGAGAACGAAGCAAGAUCAGUAGCUCAGGAUGGCAGUGAGAGCAGUAGUACUUCAGACACCACGCCCGCUACAUCUUUCAGUCUCCACGCCACCACCGACCCCUCGAGUCUACGCAGCCCAGUGGCCGUGUGUGUCUUGGCGUUGGGCGUGACGUGCAGCAACGGUGGUAAUAGCAACGGGAAGCUUGAUGCACAGCACAGCACAGCACAGCACAGCGGAGAGAUUGGUGGUGAGUUGACGAUCCAAAGGCCUGACUCCACAGCGGUAAUGAGCCUUGUGUACCUUGCACUGUCUUCACUGACAACGCCCACUACUAACCCCUCUGCCUCCGCCACCGUUUCAAGAUCAGGAAGGACUCUGCCUUGCAUCGCGCACUGUGAUGGUCGCCGCCCCGCCCCAGUGGGCAGAGUGGUUGCUAGCGGCAAUAAUUUUGACAUUGUUUUGGACGUACAGACGCAAAAUAAUUAUUGUGGCACAUUUUUUGUGGGUGGGAAGCCAGCGGCCCUCCACGACUCCACCCACGGCCAAGGUGUCCACCAGUGUGAGCCUUUAUUGCUGACAACAAAAUGA
Molecule: messenger RNA, 663 nt
Organism: Portunus trituberculatus (swimming crab)
Lineage: Eukaryota; Metazoa; Arthropoda; Malacostraca; Decapoda; Portunidae
Exons: 4
Coding region: 1-663 (220 amino acids)
Source: RefSeq, a predicted model, not a curated record